This is a messenger RNA of Leishmania braziliensis MHOM/BR/75/M2904, 1224 nucleotides long. RefSeq lists its product as hypothetical. Gene Ontology annotation, molecular function: protein binding. The record is from RefSeq and is a predicted model, not a curated record. Lineage: Eukaryota; Euglenozoa; Kinetoplastea; Trypanosomatida; Trypanosomatidae. The coding region runs from base 1 to 1224 and encodes 407 amino acids. The transcript has a single exon.
AUGUCGUACUCCAAAGUCAUGACUGGCAGCACGGCGGUAACGGGUAGCACCAAGUGCGGGACAAAGAGGCCUGGCAAUUCAUUGGGUACCGCCGCCACGUACGACAAGAGUCAGUACGACAUCACCAACGUUACUUGGGGGACUCUAGAAUCUCGCUUUGAUGAGCUUAUCGCGCUCAUGGACACCCCCACCACUGGCGUCAAUGCGCUAAAGGUGACCGCCGCGAAUCGACAGCGUAUCGGCAGCGCGAUCGCGGCCCUUCUCGACAGGGCACAAGACGAGUGUCGACAGCUCCUGUUAGACGGGGAUGCUGGCGCGGCAGAGAAGGCUGGUGUGCUCGUGCUGCGAUUGCGAGAAAGGUUCUACAAAGCGAAUCAUGUAGAGCUGAUUCCCGGCUAUCUUCACCUUGCCCGUACAACGCAGUUUCUGAAGCGAUACGGAGAUGCGGAGGAUAUGCUGUCGCUUGCGCAGUACAUUAUGCUGAAGCACACCGACGAGGUCACAGUAACCAUGAAGGCCGACCUGCACCAAGCAUUCGGGCUCCUUUAUGCGGCGGACAGCAAACUGGAGGCAGCGGUGCAGCAGCUUAGCCGAGCAAUCUACUACCUCUCGCUCCAGCACGGGUCGCGACACGUUCUCACUUCAUUCAGCUACUUUGAUCUCGGCAACGUCAUGGCGGCGAAGGCGAGCAUGGAGAAUGCAAUGGCACUUUACGACGCUGUGAAGGAGAUAUGGUAUGCACACUUGGUUACCGCGCUCACAGACGUCGUGGCACGCCGCAAGGAUAUGCAGGCCCAGCUGAAGUACACCGAGAACAUACCGGCCCAGGAGCUGCGACAGGCUUGCUACGCCACAGCGCAUGCCUUCGGCAGCGAGAACUUGGCAGAUGCGUCAAAGAUGCUGCACGGCAUCUCUCGUAUUCAGCAAAAGCGUUUCCACAACGUCCACCCCAGUCCCGUGCGAGCAGAGUUCAUCCUGGGUCUUUUUCUUCUAUGGACGGACAAUGAGUCAGAGGCGCAGAGGCACCUGGUAGCUGCCCGCGCCGGCUCGCAGCACUUCUACGGCCCGCGCCACCCAGUCGUACAGGAGAUCGAAGGCUGGUGCUCAAAGUUUGAGCUGGCUUACGAGACUACCGAAGACAAUCUAGCCAAAAGUGAAGAUAUACCAAUCGUAGAGGCAGGGGCGAAAAUGCACAGCGACAGCGCUGAAGCUUCACAUUCAUGA